CACCACCCUCCUCUCGUUCCAAUCCACCACAUUCGCCGUCAUGUGUUUCGCCGACACAAAUACCCUCAAAACAAACUUCCUCGCCAUUUCACCCUCGUUUAGAUUGGGCUCAGAAAGUCCAAUAUAAAUAACUUUGGGCCUUUCUUGGCCCAAGUCCAAUACUCUUCAACCAAAAAAAAAAUAUACUACUAUCGGAUCGGUCACUGGUUCAGUUUAAUUUAAUCCAUGGCAAUCGCAUUUGCGUCAACCACUAUUAGAAGGAUGAUGAUUCACACGCGACCGAGAUUCAUCGCGUAUUGGAACAAUUCUAUUGCAAAUAAAACUGCUUCUAGAAUCUUCCAUUUCGGUUACUAUAAUUCUAACUGUAGCAGUAACACCUCUUCUCUUCAAUUUCCUCUUCCACGUACACUUUCCGCUAUGGCGAGUCCUCAAGAUUCCUCUACGAUCAAGACGGAGAAGGUGGUGAUAAAGGGGAGGGUGCAAGGUGUAUGGUACAGAAACUGGACAGUGGAUAAUGCGAAGGAGUUAGGGCUAAAUGGAUGGGUUCGAAACCGGAGGGAUGGUUCUGUGGAGGCUCUGUUCUCCGGUAGCCCCGACGCCGUGCAGGAAAUGCAACUGAGGUGCCGCCGUGGUCCACGCGAUGCCGUUGUCACUGGACUCGAGGUAUUCCCUUGUGAUAAUGAUGAUGAUCCUGGUACUGGAUUCCAUCGCAAACCAACUGUUUGAUUUUAUGCAUGUUUGGAUUCACAGUGAAUUUGAUAGAAGAAUCAUAAUCACAGUGUGACAUUUAUUUUAGUGGAAACUACAUUUUGGAGCUCCAAUAAAAUCAUGGUGUCAUGUUAUUGUAAUUUUGCCAAACUUACUGUGAAUCAUGAUAUGUAUUUAAUCAAUCAAUCACAGUUGUUGGAAAUUUAUGUUUUGGUAGUAUUUAAUUGCUGUAGUGUAAUAGGACUGUUGUAGAGUGAAAUAAUUAAUGUGACUUGUUGUUCUAUCUUGCUAGCUGCUUGCUGGAAGCUUGUAAUUUGGCUAGUUUAUUAUAACCUUAGUUUCCUCCAUGUGAAAAGUAUAAUGUUUUGACUUGAUUGAAGUAGAAGAUAAUUAAUUCACUAGUGGCUUACAA
Messenger RNA from Cicer arietinum (chickpea), 1120 nucleotides. RefSeq lists its product as uncharacterized. Gene Ontology annotation, molecular function: acylphosphatase activity. NCBI's taxonomy places the organism in Eukaryota, Viridiplantae, Streptophyta, Magnoliopsida, Fabales, Fabaceae. The record is from RefSeq and is a predicted model, not a curated record.